Pyricularia grisea is the source of this 1035-nucleotide messenger RNA. RefSeq lists its product as uncharacterized. The transcript is spliced from 4 exons. The annotation marks the transcript as partial. The record is from RefSeq and is a predicted model, not a curated record. Lineage: Eukaryota; Fungi; Ascomycota; Sordariomycetes; Magnaporthales; Pyriculariaceae.
UGUGAAGCAAUGAUUGCCCCGACGCUCCUCGCCUUCGUGGCCACGGCUUCGGCCCAGGUCUUGAACAGCAUGACUAUGCUGAGGUUUGGUUGCUCUCAGAUUGUUAUUGACCGUAUCGACCCUCUUGUCAAUCCUGGCGUCCGCGGAUCUCCCCAUGUCCACCAGAUCGUGGGCGGUGACGGCUUCAACACCACCAUGACAACGGGUGAUGUUUCGCAGACGGCAAAAUGUACCACAUGUGCCUUUAGCGAGGACUUUUCCAACUACUGGACGGCAAAUCUCUACUUCAAAGCCAGGAAUGGUACUUAUAAACGUGUACCCCAGGGUGGUGCCGCCUACCAGUUUAAUGACAGGUUCAGCACUCAAACUCAGGGCGGCAUCCUCGUCUACUACGCCUCAGCCCAACCGGGUCAGAUCACGGCCUUUAAGCCUGGUUUCCGUAUGCUGGUCGGUGAUCCGAUGCAGCGUUCUCGCAGCGAUACCACCCUAAAGCGUCAGAACUGUUACCGCUGCUACACAGGACCUAAUUUCGGCGGGGAUAUCAUGGCUCCAUGCCAGGACGACCGGGUCGACAGCGAAAAGUUCCCCAGCAAGCCCUGUCCCGGCGGGAUUCGAUCCAACAUUCACUUUCCGACGUGCUGGGACGGCAAGAACCUCGACUCUCCUAAUCACCGCGACCACGUAGCGUAUCCAGUCACAGGUCCAGCCAACUUCCUGACUCUAGGUGGUGCGUGCCCAGCAUCGCACCCAGUGCGGAUCCCUCAGCUCAUGUACGAGGUGGUCUGGGACACGACCAAGUUCAACGACAGGUCAGAGUGGCCAGCGGACGGGACGUCGCAACCCUUUGUGCUCAGCACGGGCGACGACACGGGCCUCGGCCAGCACGGCGACUACGUCUUUGGCUGGGAGGGCGACUCACUCCAGAGGGCCAUGGACCAGAAAGGGUGCUACGGUGCCCAGUGCGGGACCCUCAAGACGCAGGCCAUCGAUAUCGCGAGGAAGUGGCUUUCUGAACUGCCUGGAACUGGCAUGUAG